Molecule: messenger RNA, 1039 nt
Organism: Nothoprocta perdicaria
Lineage: Eukaryota; Metazoa; Chordata; Aves; Tinamiformes; Tinamidae
Gene: SWI5
Product: SWI5 homologous recombination repair protein
Exons: 5
Coding region: 1-336 (111 amino acids)
Biological process (GO): double-strand break repair via homologous recombination
Cellular component (GO): Swi5-Sfr1 complex; Swi5-Swi2 complex
Source: RefSeq, a predicted model, not a curated record
AUGUGGACCCCCGGUGGCGCCCGGCGGAGCGGCACGGCCGCCUUCAAGUCGCCGGUCCCAUCUCCAAGGUCUUGCCAACUCAAUGGAGAGAGUGAGGAAGCCCUGCAGUGUGAAAUUGAAGAGCUCAAGCAGAAAGACCUCGCUCUAGACCAGGAAAUUGCACAGUUCUUGUCUGAAGGCUACAGUCUGGAAGAGCUGGAGAAACACAUCUCUUUACUCCAUGAGUAUAAUGAUAUUAAAGAUGCUGGACAGAUGUUGCUAGGCAAACUGGCUGUUAUUCGAGGGGUGACCACAAAGCAACUGUACCCUGAAUAUGAUCUGGAGCUCAGCGACUAGUGUUGAUCCUAAAGACUGUGGUAUCCUGCAAAGAUGCCUGUUGGUGGCCGCUGGAUUUUGGUGUCAUACCUCUGUAAAACUGAUAAAAGGAGGACUUGGAAGAAUGUAGACUUUCAAGAGUGUGUAUAUUUAACAGCUCUUUUGUUGUUGUUGUUCUGAAAAGUUUUAGAACAGCAAAGUUAUCAUCCAUUGCCCGUGUGUGGGAAAACACAUGCUGAGGAUGUGGUAUUUUGUAUAAAUUCAAUUUGUCUGUAUCCUGCUCAACACUUCUUUUAUUUCCAUGGGAAAGGUUAUAAUUCAAGGUUGAGGCUGAGCCCCUUCCUWUUGAGCUUUUGUUUCUCUACAGCAUCGUGAGGCUGUUUGGAAAUGCUAGUCUGCAGGUGGAAGCAGCUUUUAAUGCAUGGAGGAGGUGAGGCCRGAAGAAUAUGCAAUGUAAUAGCUGCUUUUGAAAAGCAAAAAUGUCUCAGAAGUGGGGAGGAGAGAAGGUUGAAGUCAGUUUGUUUGCUUGUUGGAACUACUGAAUUGGGUUCUCUGCAUUUUUGUACUUCACUGAUACGGUAUCUAGAGGUUUUGGAUCAUUUCUGUAGUAAAUAAACAGCAAAAUGUGACAUUAUAUUAAGCUGUCUAGUCUGAAUAAAACAGCUAUCCUGUUCUCAACAAUUCCCUUUAAGAGCCCAUAAAACAGUAAACUUGGGAACAAAUU